This is a messenger RNA of Anisakis simplex (herring worm), 450 nucleotides long. The record is from the annotation of a GenBank genome assembly. Lineage: Eukaryota; Metazoa; Nematoda; Chromadorea; Rhabditida; Anisakidae.
AUGAUCGUCUAUUUGAUGGCGGUUGUUUUGGCCUUAUCAUUCACUUCAACGUUGCCAUCGGCAUUGGCUAAAACACCAGAGUAUGCGAUUGAGAAAUGCUGUGGUGUUAAAUACACGGAAUGCUGCAUGGAUUCGUUGCGUUUCACUCGACCGUUGCACUGUGAUGGUAUGACGUUGAGGGCAAAAAUCGACGUUAUCGACUGCAUUCAGAGUGAACUGCAUGGCGCAUCUCAACUCAGUGUUCUGAACUUCACCGAUACGACGUGCUGUGAGGUGUUUGCUGAUAACGAUAACGAUCUGAAUUCGGAAUGCGAGAAUGUUUGCGUUUCGGUGAUGCAAAUGGCUGGUUUGAGGAACGAUCAAAAGUUAAUGAAGAUCAAAAUGUGUCUAAGACGGAAUCCACUUCAUCGCGUUAGUCAAUUGGUUUCAUGUAAUAUGUUCAAGUUUUAA